UGCGUGUGUGUGUGUGUGUGUGUAAGGGAAGGGGAGGGAUAGUGUAUAUGGAAAAAUCAGUGCACCGUCAGCCCCUUGGAGGGCCCGAGGGCCUUAGCAGUUGUGACCGUGGGGUUGAGUUUGCGUGAAGAUGGUCCUCUACCGCCCGGCCCGGGUUGAUAGUCAUUUGUUAAUUUAAUGCCACCCAUGGGGCUGACAUCAUCGCUAAGGAGGGCCAAAAGAGACCAGUGCGCGUGUGUGUGUGUGUGUGUGACAGUGUUUAAGUUCUUUCGGUUUUGAGCAUAAUUAAGCGUUCUCAGUUAGAUGCCGGGUGGGUUAAGAAUAUGCUGGACAUUCAUUAACCCGACAAAGAAACUCGUUCAUUAAAUUGAGCAUCAAGUUCGAAUCGAUCGGAGAGUUCUAGUAAAAAUUGGUUAAUUUUUCCCGAAACAAUUAACAGCCAUCUUUUUUGUCUUCUUCAUUCCCCCAACACAGUACAGUGCGUCUGUUUUGUCGGUGAACCUUUGGCGCGCGCGAGCUUUAUGAAAUUAGAUUAAUUAGUGUCGGCGUCGGGGCUUUAGCGCGUGCCUGACAAACAGCUCGCUCAAUCUUCCACGUGAAAGUUUUACUCUUCAGUACACUCCAGUGUACGUGUGUGUGUGUUGUUUCCCUCCCAACGUGGCUGCGGUCUUGCUUUCAUUAAUUUCCCUCUAUUGCUUGUGCCGCCGUGAAAAUGAGUGCGUGACCGGUUUUGUUGUUGUUGAUUGCGAUUGGUUGCCGCCCGGUUUGCCUGUAGCGAUAGUGGCAGCCGUUGGCAUGCUGAUGAGAAAUGGUGAACUGGUGCGGUGCAGCAAAACCAAAACUUCCAUCAGCCAUCCGCAACCAGCUCCGUCCCGUGGAUCCUGUGUACGUGGUUAGUACGUGUUGCAUAUGAGAGUGCUUGAACACAACCGAUGACGGACGGUGGUUUGAAGCGGUGAAACGGCGUGAAAGAAAGUGUCGACCGUGUGCUUGCGGAAGAAUAUUAGACCGCGCGCGUUCGGGAAGCGAACGAUUAGAAAAUGUUUUCGAGAUUGUGUAAAAACACCAUCUUCCCUACGGGAGUGAGCCAAUCUUCUGCGGCGGCUGCUUCCACCACAGCACAGGGCGACAGCGGCACGGAUCAUCGGACAGCAGCGGCCGGUAGUAGCAGCGCGGCCCGAACGUCCCACCAACCGAGGGCUGGUACGAGCGAGACCACCGGACCGGGCGCAUCAGAGGCGGGCGAGCAGCAGCAGCAGCCACCGGCCAGCAGUUCCGUGGCCGUUGUUGCAGCGGCCAUCGCAGCCGAUCGACGUCGACGGCGACAUCAGCAGCAACAGCAGCAGCAGCAGCAGCUGGGUGGACGUAAUCUACCAUCGCUGCCGGUUCUGCCGCCGAGAUCUCGCGGACCGAUAAGGGCCCCGGAACCACCGCCACCGUACUGGGCGCACUACGCACACCGACCGGUUCCAGCUGGCGAGAGGAUUGGUGGUGCUGCAUCCUCCUCCUCACCGUCCACUGCUGCCCACGGUCGUGGUAGUGGUGGGGGUGGUGCACCGGCUGCUGCUGCUACUUCCAGGAGGCACCAGGCAGCCACGACCACCGACGACAGUGACACCAGCAAUGACAGGCCCCGCGCUCAUCGUGGCAGAUCAACGUCCGGUGAUAGCUCGUCGAUUGGUGCGACCGUACGCAGAGAGGACGGAAGGGGAGGCCCGAGAGGAGGGGGGCCCGAGCGAGCGGAACCCGCUGCCGUACUGCGGCAUCGCUACAACGUACCGAACCAGCAGCGGCAGCGCAUCAAGGAGCAUUUGCUAAGUCAGGAUGCAUUUUGUCCCGAUUUGGUGCGAAACUGUAAGAAUAUUGCGACCGAAUCGCCGGAACGUCAACCAUCGCCCGCGCCGGUAGAGUACGCCGAGAUUGGUGAAGUAGGCCGCGCUCUCGCAGCGGUUGCCAUCAACGACGGUGCGUCAACGUCGGCUGUGGGUCGCAGGGAGCAGCAGGAAGACGUCACUGCAGCGUCCAACACCAACGACGCGCUGCCGUCAUCUUCCGCUUCUGGCACGGCUGGUAUCGGUGGUGCUGCACCAUCGGCAGCUACUAUGGGUCAAAACUUGAGUAUUCGUAGACCAAAGAUUUCACUAACAUGGGUGCUGCGGGAACAGUCGCGCGAAGGAACUGGAGCGGCCGGGAGUGUCCCGACCAACCAGGCUCACCCACAGCAGCCGCCAGUGUUACAGAGCAUCCCCGGGAAGUGCUCUCCAGCAGGGUCAUCGCCGGUAGAUAAGACGAGUCAGUGCAUAUUGGCUGGAAGUGGACAUGGAAUGGCUGUUGGUGUGCAGAGCACUGCAGGGCAAAUCACAACUUCAGGUACAGGUAUAGGUGCCUCUCCUCUAGGUCAAACCAAUGGACCCACCUCCAAUGGAAGUACACUAAACGGGCAUACACAUCACCAUCAUCACGUGAUCGUGAGGAAAAAGUCUAGAACGCGCAGCAAGGAGCGUCUGUUUAGCGAGAAGUACGUCAGUGAUAACAAUCUCUCGGAGUACCACAGUGAGAAGUUGCGCUCCGUGGUACAUGCGAACGAGUACACUGCCGCACCGACUGCCACUCCCACAGGUGCUAGCUCCAACCUGUACCGAAAGAGCAACCGCAAGAACAGUGAACGUUUGAAGAAGAAGGAUCGGCUGCUGCUCUACCCGAAUGGGACCACCGUGGUCGACGGACCGGUGCACCACAACAACAACAAUCAGCACGCGAUCAAUCUCAACAAGGAGCCGGCAGCGUACGGUGAAGGACUGAAGGAGAAGCUGGCAGUUGCGCUGAAGAAUACCUACUCCGAGCCGUCCCUGUACACGACGGUGUCGGAACCGUCGGCCUCUACCAAGCACCGGCAUCAUAGCAGGCAUCAUCACAGGCGACGGCGGGAGCGCUACCGUUCGCAGCGGUUCGGGUACGAGAUCCAGAACGUGGACGAGUUCCUGUCCAAGUGUUCGCUGUCCUCGCCCGGUAACAUACCCGUGGUGCUGUCGUCCGCCGCGACGCUGUAUCAGACGCGGCCCGGCAGCUACCAGAUCGAGAUACCGCUACCACUCGGGAUGGUGGUGAACGCGGUGUUCAAGAACCAGAACUGGCUGUACGUGCAGACGCCCCACGCGGAGGAGGGCUAUGUGGCGUACGACACCUGUCUACCGCUCGGUAUACUGCCAUCAAACCAAAGAUCUUCAUCCAGUUCGAAGCCUACCCCUUGCUGGGAGUCGAACAAGGACGUCUUCCCGAAGCCGUGUGGCAAUCUGACGGACAGCGAGAAGGAAAUACAGCAGCUACGGGGUGGCACGCGCUCUGAGGGCCGCCGAACGCCUCGGCUGAAGCGAAGCAGUGCCAACAGUCGCAGUGCCGUGUCGAUCACCGCCUGCAACAGUGAGCGGGAUCUGGACUCGCUGUAUUUGCGCACGGUAGCGUCCAACCAACCGAAGACGGCCGAUGGGCAGGCACAGUACGCGCAGCUGAAGCUUACCACCAAGGUGCUGAACACGGUCGUUCCUUCGGUCAGGUCGGAGAAGUCUUUGGCAAUCGAGCAGCUGGAGAAGCUGAUCUGCUCCGGCAGUGGCGAUUACGUGCAUCUGUUGAAGCAGCAGCAGCAACAGUUGCUCUUGAAGCAGCAGCAGUACAUCACGCAUCUGCGUCAGCAGCAGCAGCAGCAGCAGCAGCAGCAGCAGCAGCAGCAGCAACAGCAGCUCUGUAAAGCCGACUCUCCACCAUCGAUUGGAAAGCCUACCAAAGUUAUCAAUGGAAGCAAUCACUUGCGCAUCUCACUUACCGGUACGACCAACGGGAAUGGGACGUUAUCGGUGCCUGGGGGUGGAGUUUGCACAGCGGGAGCCGCCGCUGCGGCCGCCGUUCGGCAGACACUGCUUGCCAUCACGGAGAACUACUGCUCGGAUGCGGUUUCGGUGCACAAGGGCGAUGUGGUAACGCUGCUCGCCUGCAAGGAGUACCAGGAGAAGGGUUUGAAGAACUACAAGCAGUGGUUUUUCGUGCGGACGCGCGACGGCCACGAGGGAUACAUACCGGCGGAAGCGGCCGGACAUGGGUUUCUGUAAUGUCUCUCUGAAGCCGGCAGAAGUUUUUGCAGCGGGAGAGGAGUUUGCCGACUGGUGCGUCUUGGAUGCAUCUUCAAUGUAGACCUGCUUCUGUGCGGGUUAGUCGACUUUAGAUAGCGUAAGCGUUACUGUUUAACCAAAUGAUAUUUAAAAGCAGCGUAAAACUUCCAUGAAAUAAGUGCAUGAACGAUAAUAAAUAGUUAUCACUCGCCGUGAUAAACCAUUUCAAUUUGAAAGUA
Molecule: messenger RNA, 4342 nt
Organism: Anopheles gambiae (African malaria mosquito)
Lineage: Eukaryota; Metazoa; Arthropoda; Insecta; Diptera; Culicidae
Exons: 4
Coding region: 1041-4103 (1020 amino acids)
Biological process (GO): regulation of transcription by RNA polymerase II
Cellular component (GO): nucleus
Molecular function (GO): transcription cis-regulatory region binding
Source: RefSeq, a predicted model, not a curated record